Hibiscus syriacus is the source of this 2310-nucleotide messenger RNA. RefSeq names its product receptor-like serine/threonine-protein kinase SD1-6. The coding region runs from base 1 to 2310 and encodes 769 amino acids. Gene Ontology annotation, biological process: recognition of pollen; protein phosphorylation. Gene Ontology annotation, molecular function: protein serine/threonine kinase activity; ATP binding. Lineage: Eukaryota; Viridiplantae; Streptophyta; Magnoliopsida; Malvales; Malvaceae. The transcript has 7 exons. The record is from RefSeq and is a predicted model, not a curated record.
AUGUCUGCUUUGGAUGAAGGCAAGGCCUUGGAGUUGAUCCAUACAUGUUUGAAGGAUCUGGUCGUUGAAUCUCAAAUUCUAAGAUGUACACAUGUAGACUUAUUAUGUGUUCAGAGUUUUCCUGAAGAUAGGCCAACAAUGUCAUCUGCAAAUUUUAUGUUACAAAAUGGAGACUCGACCUUCCUCACCCGAAAGAGCCAUGUUUCUUUGCCGAAAAGAGUUCGAACACAGAUACAGCUGCAUCGAAUAAUGCAUAGUUACAAUGCAGCCACUAUAACAAUUCUUGGAGAAAGAGAGAAAUUCCUGAUUUACUUGGGAAACAAAAACAUGAGAAGUAGGUUUGCCUCUCUUCUCAACUUGUUGGUUUUUCCAUUCCUUGCCUUCCAAGUUAUCAAUGGCGCUAAUACGAUUGAAAAAGGUCAGCCUAUUACAUAUCCCAAUACAAUUAUAUCAGUUGGGGGGAGAUUCGAACUUGGGUUCUUUUCUCCAGGAAAUACCUCGAAGUACUAUGUUGGCAUAUGGCAUAAAGUGUCUAACCGAAGCAUUGUUUGGGUAGCUAACAGAGAGUAUCCAUUCCCCGGGCAAUCCUUGAAUCUUAGCAUCAGUGACGACGGAAAGCUUGUGAUUUCAGAUGACAGGACGGUCUAUGAUGUGACAGGCGGUAUCACCAACCGCAACACUUAUGCACAGCUACUAGAUUCAGGUAACCUUGCCUUGCUCGAUCAUGGUAGCUUACAAGUUUUAUGGGAAAGUUUUAAGGAUGAAACAAAUACUAUUUUGCCUGGAAUGACUCUUCAAGAUGAUAGAUUAUUUGGACAUAAUGGGUUGCUAGUGUCGUGGAAAACUUCGGAGGAUCCAGCCCCCGGUUCAUUCUCUUUGGAACUAAGAGAUUGGAUUUUACUUAUUAAGAAGGGUUUCAAAACAUACUGGACUGAUAACCGAAAUCUCUUUCUAAGUUUUGAUCUGUCACGUCAGGGAUAUUGGAAAUUUCCAAAUACUUCUGAGGUUACACAGAUUGUACUGGAUGAGUUUGGGCAGCUUAAGCUACAGUCUUGGUCUGAAGAUGACCAACGUUGGCAUACAUUAGAGUCUUCAAUGUGUCCGUAUCAUCAAUGUGGUGUUUUCAGCAUUUGCAGCAUCACUGCUGAAACACCGUGCAGCUGUUUGGAAGGUUUUGAACCUAUUAAGAAUGGGGAAUCUGAAGGUUGCAUGAGAAAAGCUGACUUGCAGUGCAGCACCGAAGAAGUUCAAGUUCAGAUUGAUGGAAGGAAGAAAAGGAGCCUGGAAUUCGUCAAAAAAAACAAAUCAAAACUCCAACUAUUCAGUUUUGCAAGCGUUUCUGCUGCAACAGAUAAAUUUUCAGUGGAAAAUAAGCUUGGUGAAGGCGGUUUCGGACCUGUUUAUAAGGGAGUAUUACUGAAAGGUCAUGAGAUAGCUGUCAAAAGACUAUCAAGAAGAUCUGGACAAGGAUGGGAGGAGUUGAAAAACGAAGCACUUGUCAUAGCCAAACUCCAGCACAAGAACCUUGUCAGGCUUUUAGGAUGUUGCCUUGAACGAGAUGAGAAGAUACCAAUUUAUGAAUACAUGCCAAAUAAGAGCUUGGACUUUUUCCUUUUUGAUUUGGUCAAACGUUGGGUACUUGAUUGGGAGACUCGUGUUCGGAUCACUGAAGGCAUUGUGCAGGGGCUUCUAUAUCUUCAUCAAUAUUCUAGAUUGAGAAUCAUUCACAGAGAUUUGAAGGCUAGUAACAUUCUGUUGGAUAGCAACAUGAAUCCCAAGAUUUCAGAUUUCGGAAUGGCGAGAAUUUUUUUGGGGGAGGAAUUACAAGCAAAUACAACUAGAGUCGUUGGAACUUAUGGUUAUAUGGCCCCGGAGUAUGCUCUUGAAGGCCUGUUUUCAGUGAAAUCUGAUGUGUUUAGCUUCGGAGUCUUGCUACUGGAGAUUGUGAGUGGGAAGAAGAACACUGGUUUUUAUCAGUCUAAUUCUCUCCAACUUCUCGCCCACGCAUGGAGUUUGUGGACCAGCAACAGUCCAGUGGACUUAGUUGAUCCAACGCUAGAGAAAAUGCCUACACAUUUGGCAAUCAGAUAUGUCAACAUAGGGCUACUUUGCGUCAAAGAAAUUGCAGACGAUAGACCGACCAUGUCCGAUGUUUUCUCGAUGCUUACCAAUGAAAGCUCGGUCUUACUUUCUCCUAAACAACCAGCUUUCUUCAAUGCAACAAGAAUGACGAAAGACAUGGCAAAACAGAGCAGGUCUGAAAUUUGCUCUGUAAAUGAUGUAACAUUUUCAGUCUUGGAUGCUCGGUAA